CGCCAUGACGCACCGUGUGCGUCAAAUACGGAUGUAAACACUCCUCGGUUCACGUGGAGGGAAAACCGUUCUCUUAAAAUAUCGAUGGGGUAAACCAAAACCGACGAUGGCACCGAUGCUGGAGCGUUUUGUCAGCCCGGGAAAAGGUAACGGUCUACGGACGACAACCAGGAUCAAGAGAGGAGAGCUGGUGUACUCUGCCGAGCCGCUAGCGUGCUGUGUGUCCAACAAACUGGCCAGAGAUGUCUGCCACCACUGCUUCACACGACCUGAGAACUUGUUACGGUGUUCCCAGUGCAAGAUGGCUCGCUACUGCAAUAUCACUUGCCAGAAACAAGCAUGGUCUAGCCAUAAGAGAGAGUGCAAAUGUCUGCAAAGCCUCCUACCCAGAAUUCCCACUGACUCAGUUCGUCUGGCUGCGAGACUCAUCUUUGCCUUGUUAAGUCCAUCUAAGAGCAGUAAUGAGGAGCUCUACACUUUGGAGGAGCAUGAAUCACACCUAAAUUCCAUGUCUGAGCAGAAGAAACAAGGUCUGUCUCAGUUGGCAUCCAUGUUAGAACUGUACCUACAACAGGAAGUACCUGACCUGGCACAGGAAGUACUGCCACCUUCUUGCCGAGAACCCCUAAGCCUUCUUGCAAAGGUGACAUGUAAUUGUUUCACCAUCAGUGACGGAGAGCUGCAAGAGAUUGGAGUUGGGCUGUAUCCUAGUUUAUCUCUGCUAAACCAUGACUGUAGGCCAAACUGUGUGAUGGUGUUUGUCGGAGCAAAACUGCAGCUCAGAGCUGUUCGAGAUAUCAACCCCGAAGAGGAGCUUACUAUAAGUUACAUUGAGACUUUGUCAUUGACUGAAGAUCGACAGAGACAGCUGGAGGACCAGUACCAUUUUACAUGCCACUGCCAGCAUUGCGACUUUCAAGACAAAGACGGACUCAUGCUGUCAGGGAGAGAAUCAACAUGGCGCCCACUGAAGGAGGCUCUACCCAGACUUGAAGGACUGAAAGCAGAGUUGGAUUGGCAAGCACUAUUACAGGGCUGUAGUCAUCUACUAUCGACUGUCGGCAGUGACGUGCCCAAUCAAAAUCUUUACAAACUCCAAAUGACAGACAUGGCUCUAGAUGCUUGCAUUCACCUGGGACACUGGGAGGAAGCUGCGGAAUAUGGGGAGAAAACCCUUCAAGUCUACAGCCAAUACUACCCUGAUCCCCAUCCGGUCCAUGGGGUCCAGCUGAUGAGAGUUGGAAAGCUGCAACAUUACCUGGAACAUAUUGAGGACGCUUUGGACACAUUCAAACAGGCCUAUCAGGUCAUAAAGCCCACCCACGGUGACAAUCACCCCAUGACCACCGACCUGUUGACGAGGAUGGAGGAAUGUCGUACCGAGAUGGUUCAACAGUCAUCCAGCAAGCAAUGAGACACGAGCGCAAAGACAAAAAACUUCUACUGGACUCGCAACUGUACAUUGAACUUAGUGGACUAAUUUCACUUCCAUUUUCAUACAGUCUUUCAUUUAUUUGACAAAAUUACAGUACAGAGUACAGUAGUAAAAAAAAGACUAGCGUAGCAGACAUCAUCAGGGAUAAUGCGUCAAAAUCCAGGACUUAUUUCUGUCAUGGUCCCUGAUGUUCCUGUCAAACCUUGCCACAACAAGACGGAGACACACAACCACAUGUCACAUCCCAACACAACCAUACCAGUCCCUUGAUAUUUUAGUGUAUCAAUCAGUCCCAAUAAUCAAAUUAAUGAGAGAAAUUAGAGAAAUAUACAUUUUGCCUACUGUAAUUGUACUUUCAUCUGAUGAAUGUAUUGAAUUGAAAUCGGUAUAUUCACAGACUGAUUUGUCUUUUUGUAACAUAGUUAAUCAGGAAUUGUCUUGCUUUGACAAUAAUUGAAUGUAUUGAAUUGAAAUCAGUACAUUCACAAACUUAUUUUUCUUUUUCUUGCAGGAUUGUCUUGCUUUGACAUUUAUUUUGCAUUUUGUAAAAGCUGAAUGAAAUUAGUUAAGAUUUGUUCUACCCAGUUAAACAAGACAAACGUCUACAGCCACACUAGUGGCUCUGUGAGGCGGUACCUACUGUAGGCACAGGGGUGCUUUGAACUGGAAGCUAGUUUAGAUGCUAAUAUUUGGUGAUUAGCACUAAACACAAAGGAAAUCUGAGGCUGAUGGGAAUGUCUGUUUUUUGAAAAUUUUGCAGGUCAUUAACUUUAGUAUAGGAUUGGAAUAUGAUGAUCCUGGCACAGUAACGGGGAGCGUUGUCUACUUUAUCCACUAAAAAUCCCUUUAAAGGAAUAAUUCAACAUUUUGUGCUUGCUGAUAUUUGCAUUCUUUUUUAAGAGUAAGAUUAAUAUAAAUAUCAUGUUUGUGCAUUACUACAGAGCUAGAACUGGGAGGUUAAUAGCCAAGCUUAGCAUGCAGUAAAGACUGGAAGUUUGGAAAGCAGCCUGGCUUUGUCCACAGUUAAAAAUAUGCCUACUAAUUAACACAAUGUAUAAUUUUUUUAUUCUGCACCUAAAGAUACUUAGAAAUA
Etheostoma spectabile (orangethroat darter) is the source of this 2528-nucleotide messenger RNA. RefSeq names its product SET and MYND domain containing 3 (gene smyd3). Gene Ontology annotation, molecular function: protein binding. Gene Ontology annotation, cellular component: nucleus. NCBI's taxonomy places the organism in Eukaryota, Metazoa, Chordata, Actinopteri, Perciformes, Percidae. The transcript is spliced from 12 exons. The record is from RefSeq and is a predicted model, not a curated record. The coding region runs from base 107 to 1414 and encodes 435 amino acids.